This is a messenger RNA of Microbotryum saponariae, 2744 nucleotides long. The record is from the annotation of a GenBank genome assembly. Lineage: Eukaryota; Fungi; Basidiomycota; Microbotryomycetes; Microbotryales; Microbotryaceae.
AUGACAGCCGCUGUAGCGACCAUGUCCCCGACCUCCGCGAACAGUUCGGCCAGUCUGCCUCAUCUGCAUGCGGCCUCGAGUCAAGGCCACGGCCCUUCGCGGGAGGCCUCGCCGGCGCCAUCGGCCGGAAGCAGCCACCUGCUGGCCCCCACGAGUGUCGCACCUUCACCGUCGCCGGAACCGCCUGUCCGAGCAGACUCGACCAAGACCGCCGAUUCGACCCAGUCGUCGCUGUACGACGGCAGUGCGAGCAGUCGAUCGCACAGCAUCUCGUCGUCCGAAGGUCACUCGAACUCGACCUCGACUUCGACCACCGGUACCGGGCUCGGCCUCGGUGCGUAUCAAGCCGGCGGCGCCCCUUUGCCGUCGCCGCCUGGGAUCCAGAUGAAGCAUUCUUACCAGAUGGAGCGCGUCCCCUCUCGCCACAUGUCGCUCGAGGUUUCGUCGCGCUCAUCCUCGACCGAGACGCCCGACCAUGGCCCACCGGAUCAUUCUAAACUCCGAGCCGCCGCGGCGGCGCUCCCCGGUCACGCGUCGUCCUCGGCGUACCGAGAAAACGCCCACGGCUCAAACCAUCACGCCCCCUCCGGGGCCCACGGCCACGCCCAUGGUCACGGGCACGGACAUGGCCCCUCCCAUGGUCAUCCUGGCCAACACUCACCUUCGAGCAACGCCGGAUCGGGCUCCGUUACCCCGGGCGGAACGGCGACGCCUCCGCAGUUCAUCUUCUCCAAGGUCGGCGAGCGCCAACGCGCCGCCUCGUACACGAGUCUCCACAACCACCACGCCGUGCACCACAUGCCGACGCCGUCUCGCCAAUCGACCAAGACGCACCAUUCGGGCCCUCUGCACGACUUGCGUCGCUUCCUCAAUAAUCAUAUCCACCACUCCAACUCGGACAAGCAUCUCGACCGCCACGGCCACCGCAGCGACUCGCACGACACGAGCUCACGAGUCUCGACCCGGCACGGCUCCCCGAGUGCCAAGUCGAGUCCCACCAACUCCGCACCGGGGACGCCUACGAGUGAACGAGUGCUCGACUACACCUCGACCGCCUCGCACCCGAGCCACCACCGCCACGGCCGCGACUCGCCCCCACUCGGCGAGGACCAUGCCCACUUGACCAAAAAGUACGGCAAGUGGGGCAAAAUGCUCGGCUCCGGUGCCGGCGGAACCGUCCGCCUCAUCAAGCGCUCGAGGGACCACAGGGUGUUUGCGGUCAAGGAGUUCCGAGCCCGGAGAUCGGGAGAGAGUGAGAAAGAAUAUGUGAAGAAGGUUACGGCCGAAUUUUGCGUGCGUCCUUUCUGUCCUUUGCUUUCACCCGGCCCGCGAGGGUCACUCUCGUUCCGCUUUCCGCCCACUGUUCGGACAGCCGAGCUGACAGUUUUGGGCUCGUACCCAUGGCCCGUUUUCCUUUCAUGCAGAUCGGCUCGACGUUGCACCAUCCCAACAUCAUCGAGACGCUCGACAUCAUCUCUGACAACGGCCACUACUACGAGGUGAUGGAAUACGCCGAAUACGACCUCUUCUCGAUCGUCAUGAGCGGACGUAUGACGCGCCCCGAGAUCUACUGCGUCUUCAAGCAGAUCGUCUCGGGUGUUGACUACUUGCAUCAGAUGGGAUUAGCCCAUCGGGAUCUUAAGCUCGACAACUGCGUCAUGACGGGCAACAACACGGUCAAGAUCAUCGACUUUGGCACGGCCGUCGUGUUCCACUAUCCUGGUCAGAAACCGGUCAAGGCCGGCGGCGUCGUUGGUUCUGACCCUUACCUCGCCCCCGAGGUCAUCAGCAAGAAGGAGUACGACCCGCGAUUGACCGACGUGUGGUCUGUAGCCAUCAUCUUCAUGUGCAUGAUCCUGCGACGUUUCCCUUGGAAGCUGCCCGACGCCAAGGCCGAUGCUUCGUACCGACUCUACGUCAGCUCUCAUCCCGAGCUCUGCGUCGCCCCCUCGGGCCCCGAUGCGACGAUUGGUGGCAAGCCAUUACCUUGCCGCUCGGUCACGCUCGACCCCGUCUCGCGUGCUACAACCAAGUCGGGGUCCAGUUCGCCCGUCCAUGACAACUUGUCGCGAAGCAGUUCCUCUGCCGGUGGCCAAGCGGCACCCAUCGACAACGCGACCCGACGACGCGAUCUUGCUGGACUCAACAUCACAGCUUUGGCCCGCGUCGAGUCGCCCUCGUCGCUCUCGGCAGCUGGUGUCAACGCGGCCUUGUCCCCGUCCGAUUUCGAGAGCCACAGCCCACCCACUGCGACCUUCGCUUCGCUCGGUCUUGAGCACCACGAUAAGGAGGGCGGUGUGGACGGUACGCAGGCGACGCUCAAGGCCACAAACUCGACCGUUCGCCCCGAAGCGACGGACUCUCCCCCAAUCAAAUCCACGGUCUCGCACGAGAGCGAUUCAACCGCGGCCAGUGAUUACGCCCCUCUGCGCCGAGGGUUCUCGGUCGCUUCGGACGCGACCUGGACGACGGGCGCCGCAGACUCGAUCUUCCGCCUCUUGCCCCGCGAGACACGCUCUUGCCUGACGCGCAUGUUGACGAUCGAGCCUUCGAUCCGUUGCACGCUUGCCGACCUCCUGCGAGGUGGUGACGCCGAUAUCGCCGACCCUGCUCGACAAGACGAAUGGUUGCCGACGGUUGAGAUGUGCAUUCAACACGGUGGGAUCCCCCGAGGUCGCGAGGAUGCUCAUGACCACGUCAAGAUUAUGCCUGAAGGUGUCAAGCCGCCCAAGAACAAGAAGUAA